CGACUCAGGAAUCUUUUAUUACCAUUGAGAUGCUUUACUCUUUGUUUUUCAGUUGUAAAUUGUUGCAACGUUACAUUUUCUUGUGCUUGGGGUUUUCUUGUUUUUGUAAUGUAGGUGUGUAAUGUUAUCGUAGAAGUGGAUAAUACGGCGUGGAUAGCGGGCGCGUGCGCGUGCGUAGCCCUGCUCGUGUGCGGAGGCGUGGCGUUGUUGGUAGUACGACGCAUGCGACGCCGCCCCGCCCCCGCUCCGUCCACCCCCGCCACCUGUACCUCCCGCCCAGUACGCGUGCAAGACUUCAUCGACCACUACCGCCUCAUGUCCGCGGACUCGGACUUCAGAUUCAGCGAAGAAUUCGAAGAGCUGAAGCACGUGGGUCGUGAGCAGCCAUGCACUGCGGCGGACCUGCCGUGCAAUAGACCCAAGAACCGAUUCACUAACAUCCUGCCUUACGACCACUCACGGUACAAGCUGCAACCGGUCGACGACGAGGAGGGCUCCGACUACAUCAACGCUAAUUACGUACCUGGUCACAAUUCACCUAGAGAGUUCAUCGUCACACAGGGACCGCUGCACUGCACUCGUGAUGAUUUCUGGCGCAUGUGCUGGGAGUCAGGAUCGCGGGCGAUUGUGAUGCUGACGCGGUGCGUGGAGAAGGGCCGCGAGAAAUGCGACCGGUACUGGCCGUACGAUACACGGCCCGUGUAUUACGGCGAUAUCGCCGUCACCGCCCUCAAUGAGUCCCGUUACCCUGACUGGACCAUCACAGAGCUGAUGGUGUGUCGUGGCGCUGAGCAACGAGUGCUCAAACACUUCCACUUCACCACUUGGCCGGACUUCGGUGUGCCCGAUCCGCCCACAACGCUCGCUAGGUUCGUGCGUGCGUUCCGCGAGCGUUGUCCGGCGGACGCGCGUCCGGUGGUGGUGCACUGCAGUGCGGGCGUCGGACGGUCCGGAACGUUUAUAACGCUGGACCGCGCGUUGCAACAGUUGGCAGCGCAUGCAGAGUACCUGGACAUCUUUGGCAUGGUGUAUAGUAUGCGUCGCGAACGUGUCUGGAUGGUACAAACCGAGCAGCAGUACAUCUGCAUCCACCAGUGUCUGGUGGCCGUGCUCGAGGGACAGGAUCUGCAGCCGCCGCCCCAUCACAACCACCACCACAACCCCGCCUUCGAAGAUGACGAAGGCAUCGCGGAGUCGGGCAUGUGAGGGCAUUCACCCUCAGCCCGAUGUCGAAGAGUACUUAAUCUUAACACUGGACGAUGCGACGAUACCUCGUGAAACGACUCGCCCAUCAAAUGUGAUAGUCAUAAGUUUUUACUGGAGUAUUUUUUUUUUUGUAUAAAUGUAUAUUUAAUGUUGUAAACCUUUUUAAUGUGUACAUAGAUCGAGAUAUAUUAUUGUUAAGUUUGAUAUCGUCUGACGAUCAACCCUCGCCGAGUCUCCGACGAGUCGCGUCUCACGGACCGCCUGCAGCUAUUUAAAUGUUUCCGUUUCACUUGAAAUAAUCGUCUUCAUUUGUGUAAAUAUUCUAUAUUCCUUUAUACCUCUGCUCUAUGCGACAUAAUAGGACUUCGUGUUAAAUAAACGGCUUACCCGAGUACGUCGACUGCCCCAUAGUAUGGAACGUUUUUUAACAAAAAUUGUUUAUUUGAAUAAUGUUGGAAACUAGUAAGCGCCUAUACACAAUUAAAAAACGCCAGCCUUAAAAUGUGCCUCACAUUGGUGAGGCAUGAAACCAUUGAUACUCAAUAAUUGCACGUUUUACUCUCUCUCAACUAUUUUAAAUUCUAGCAAACCACUUCAAUAUUUCAAUACCUACCAAGUUUCAGAAUAAUCUACUUCAUGUUUAUGAGACUACUAUAAAAUUUAUUUUACUUAGUUUUGAAAUGGGACAGCCUACGUAUUCAGUUGCCAAUGGGACAGUAUGAAUACAGUGCUAUGAGUUUCUGUACUCUGUUCAUAGGGUAUCCCAAAAACAGAUAAUGAUAAAAGUAUAUGAGUGUUAUAAUCAAACGAUAAAUAUCGCUGUCCAUAGAACUCUGUGAUCCGCGAUCAUUACUAGUUUUGUUGUACGAGACGCUACAAGUCGCUGACCUCAACCCGUACAAAACCCAAUACUUCGCAGAUAUUAUCCAAGGGUGUGAAAUAGGGAUUCGUAUCGUUUAUUUUAAUGUUCACAUAUACUUUGGGUCGAUGCUUGAUUUCUUUGCCUGCCCUGGGAAUAGACUAUAGCACUCGCGCAUAUAUAGGAAUCGCCUAAGUUUAUGAGUCUAUACUAACAUCGCAUGUAAUCUACUCGCACACACCUUCCUCUCUACAGACGGCCCAUAAAGUACGGUAAGUGUGAUCAAGAGGAAACGCUGGCGUCCUGAAUCUCGGCGUUUAAUUAUAGAAAGUGAGACCGAUUCGUCGUUUCGCUUCCGUCCCAAAAAUGCAGGAAUUUGCCUGCCUUUUAAUGGAUCCGAAUUAUGCGCAGAAUGUUUACUCGGAUCUACCAUUUAACUGUUUGUAUAUUUAACUCUGACAUUCCUCGUGAUCGUACUUAAUAUUAUUCAUUAAGGUAAAUGUAGUUUUUAUAUUCCAAGGAUCAUUUUCAUUGAGUCAUUCUUGGAUUAAAAAGACCUAAGAUACAACAUUUAACGCUUUGUUCAAUUAGUGAGAAACAAGAUAGUUUUAUUAAAAGGAAAGUAAAAAAUAAUGAUAAGUCCGACAUAUUCGCAACUCUAUUACUUCUAUGCUGCAAGUCAGUCACUUGAAUUCAUUUUCGAAACUCGAAUCAGAAGUCAUUAUUAGAACAGUUGGUGAUGGUAAGGCAAUUAUUUGUGGACAGGAAAAUAUCUAAAGCCAUGUUUAAAUACGUUUUAGUAUGGAUUUUUUGUUUGUAUCUUGGGUUUUUUAAACAAGGGAGCCAUGCUAUAUAUUUUUUGAAUUUAUACAACUAAUAUUAUCGAUGCGCGACUAACAGGUAUGUCGAAUAGGUACCUAAUUUUUUUAUUAAUCUGACAGUACAUAGGUUUCUAUUCAGGUAGGUAGGUCUUUUUAAAUUUUAGGUAUAGAUUGGAUUUUUCGAUCAGUCAUUCUACUACACAUUGUUAAUAAAUACAUUUUAAUUGUUAUUUUUUUUUCCGAAAAAUAAAUACCUUGUCAUAUUUACAAUCGCUCAAACAACAAGAUAAAUUUAUAUAUAUAUUUUUAAUAAACAUGAAGAUUAAUGGUUAAUGAUGUCUUUUAUUUGAACAAUAAUCUGAAAUAUUAUAUGCACAAUAAUUUAUCCUGACAAUCCACUAGUUAUUAAGGAAAAAAUUGGCUCUUACUCUUAAAAAAUAAAUUAUACAGUGGAGUCUCCUAGUAUCGGCCCUCAUAAUAUUGGCAUUUUCGAGGAAAUGGAACUAUAAGAAUGGAAUAGA
This is a messenger RNA of Diatraea saccharalis (sugarcane borer), 3407 nucleotides long. NCBI's taxonomy places the organism in Eukaryota, Metazoa, Arthropoda, Insecta, Lepidoptera, Crambidae. The record is from the annotation of a GenBank genome assembly.